Molecule: messenger RNA, 892 nt
Organism: Dama dama (fallow deer)
Lineage: Eukaryota; Metazoa; Chordata; Mammalia; Artiodactyla; Cervidae
Product: alpha-synuclein-like
Exons: 1
Coding region: 52-474 (140 amino acids)
Biological process (GO): regulation of dopamine secretion; synapse organization; synaptic vesicle endocytosis
Cellular component (GO): neuronal cell body; cytoplasm; axon terminus
Molecular function (GO): cuprous ion binding
Source: RefSeq, a predicted model, not a curated record
CAGCUGUAGUCGAGUCUCUCUCCGAGUGUGGUGUGAAGGGAUUCCUUAGCCAUGGAUGUUUUCAUGAAAGGACUUUCAAAGGCCAAGGAGGGAGUCGUGGCAGCUGCUGAAAAAACCAAGCAGGGUGUGGCGGAAGCAGCGGGAAAGACAAAAGAGGGUGUUCUCUAUGUAGGAUCCAAAACCAAGGAAGGGGUAGUUCAUGGUGUGACAACAGUGGCUGAAAAGACCAAAGAGCAAGUGGCGAACGUUGGAGAGGCCGUGGUGACAGGGGUGACUGCAGGAGCCCAGAAGACGGCAGAAGGAGCAGGGAGCAUUGCAGCUGCCACUGGCUUUGGCAGAAAGGAUCAUUUGGGCAAGGGUGAAGAAGGAGCUUCCCAGGAAGGAAUUCUGCAAGAUAUGCCUGUGGAUCCUGACAAUGAGGCUUAUGAAAUGCCUUCUGAGGAAGUGUAUCAGGACUACGAACCCGAACCCUGAGAGCUAUCUUUGCUCCCAAUUUCCUGAGACCUGCUGACAGAUGUUCCGCCCUGUACAAGAGCUCAGUUCCAACAUGCCCAGUCAUGACAUUUUUCUCCAAGUUUUCACAGUGUGUUUUGAAGUCUUCCAUCAGCAGUGAUUGGAUUAUCUGUACCUGCCCCACCAACUCAGCAUUUCGGUGCUUCCCUCUCACUGAAUAAAUGGUAGCAGGGUCUUUGUGUGCUGUGGAUAUUGUGGCUUCAAAUAUAAAAUGUCAAAACAAAUUAAAAACACCUAAGUGACUACCACUUAUUUCUAAAUCUUCACUAUUUUUUUGUUGCUGUUGAAAAAUUGUGAGUGAUUUACUAUCAUAGAUUAUAAGAUUUUAUGGUGUCUUUUAAUGAUUCUAAAGAAUAAUGAUGUAUUGUGAAAUUUGUUA